Messenger RNA from Arctia plantaginis, 2409 nucleotides. NCBI's taxonomy places the organism in Eukaryota, Metazoa, Arthropoda, Insecta, Lepidoptera, Erebidae. The record is from the annotation of a GenBank genome assembly.
AUGUCGGGAUUAGCUAAAACGGCAGUUUUGGCCGAGGAGGGCGGUAACAAUCAGAAUAGAAAACGUUCUCUUCACAUCACCGAACAGUGCAAUAAUAAAAGAACUAAAUCUGACGAUAUGAGUGCCAACGAGAAAAAGUCUAACUUUUCUCUUCUGAACCCACACUCUAACGGGUCUGUAAAGUUGACUUCGUCUUCGAUGAACAAGCCUGGUGCAGCGACGAAGAAAUUGGUUAUAAAGAAUUUCAAAAGUAAACCGAAUCUUCCAGAAAACUACCAAGAAACGACAUGGAGCAAACUUCGAGAGGCAGUGAUUGCAAUUCAGACUUCCAAGGCGAUCGCCUACUCGCUCGAGGAGUUGUAUCAGGCAGUCGAGAACAUGUGUAGUCACAAGAUGGCCUCACAACUUUAUGUAAACCUUACAAACUUAGUGGAAGCUCAUGUGAAAGCCAACAUUGAACAGUUUCUCUCAGAGAGUAUGGACAGACAGGUGUUCCUCAAGAGGAUGGAUGACUGCUGGCGUGCACACUGCCACCAGAUGAUCAUGAUCCGCAGCAUUUUCCUGUAUCUAGACCGUACCUAUGUAUUACAAAACCCUAGUAUACACUCUAUAUGGGACAUGGGACUAGAUUUGUUCCGGCACCACAUAGCGAUGAACACGUUAGUUCAAACAAGAACCGUAGAUGGUCUAUUACUACUUAUCGAACGGGAAAGAGAAGGAGAUGCUGUCGACAGAUCAUUGCUCAAGAGUUUACUUAGGAUGUUGUCAGAUCUGCAGAUUUAUGAAGAAGCUUUUGAACACAAAUUCCUGCUAGCCACGGAGCGCCUGUACGCGGCCGAGGGCCAGCGCCUCAUGAGCGAGCUCACCGAGCUGGCCGUGCCGCAGUACCUCGCACAUGUUGAAAAAAGACUACGGGAGGAGAAUGAGCGACUACUGCACUACUUAGAUCCUUCUACAAAAUGGCAAUUAAUUCACACAAUAGAAAGACAAUUACUUAGUGAACACCUAUCAGGUAUUUUAGACAAAGGACUGAAGGCAUUGAUGGACGGGCCCCGGCUCGCAGACUUAACCACCCUGUAUGGUUUGUUUGGACGCGUCAAAGACGGGCUCGUAGAACUGUGCAAACACUUUAAUGCUUAUAUCAAGAAAAAAGGUCGUACGAUAGUAAUUGAGCCGGAGCGUGACAAGACCAUGGUGGCCGAGCUGCUGGACUUCAAAGAGCAGUUGGACCACGUGGUCACCACGUGCUUCCAGCGCAACGACAAGUUCCUAUAUUCCAUGCGCGAGGCCUUCGAGUACUUCAUCAACCAACGUCAGAACAAACCUGCUGAACUUAUUGCCAAAUUCGUCGAUGUGAAGCUCCGCGCGGGCAACAAAGAAGCAACGGAAGAAGAAUUAGAACGCUUGCUAGACAAGAUAAUGGUCCUGUUCAGAUUUAUCCACGGCAAGGAUGUUUUCGAAGCAUUCUAUAAGAAAGACCUGGCCAAAAGACUGUUGGUGGGCAAGUCGGCCUCGGUCGAUGCCGAAAAAUCUAUGUUAAGUAAACUUAAGCAAGAGUGUGGGGGCGGUUUUACACUUAAAUUGGAAGGAAUGUUCAAGGAUAUGGAGCUGUCAAAGGAUAUAAAUAUUACUUAUAAGCAAUAUAUUACGCCUUCCCAGCACUUAUCGGCCGUCGCAGAGGGCGGAGGCCUAGAGUUGUCAGUGUAUAUCCUGACGAUGGGCUUCUGGCCGACGUACCCUCCGGUGGAAGUUCGACUCCCGGUCGAGCUCACGCGCCACCAGGAACACUUCACCAAGUUCUACCUCGCCAAGCACUCGGGCCGCAAGCUGCAGUGGCAAGCUACACUUGGACAUUGCGUUCUCAGAGCACACUUCACACAGGGUAAAAAAGAGUUGCAGGUGUCGCUGUUCCAAGCGCUUGUGUUGUUGCUCUUUAACGAUGGAGACAAUCUCUCGUUUGAAGACAUUAAAACAUCCACCAACAUUGAGGAGGGCGAGCUGCGCCGCACGCUGCAGUCGCUGGCGUGCGGCAAGGCGCGCGUGCUCAGCAAGGCGCCGCGCGGACGGGAGGUGCACGACGACGACCACUUCGCCUUCAACGGGGACUUCACCAACAAGCUCUUCCGCAUCAAGAUCAACCAGAUACAGAUGAAGGAGACGAGCGAGGAGCAGAAGGCGACGGAGGAGCGCGUGUUCCAGGACCGUCAGUACCAGAUCGACGCGGCCAUCGUGCGUGUCAUGAAGAUGCGCAAGGCUCUCUCACACAACAUCCUCAUCACAGAGCUGUACAACCAGCUCAAGUUUCCCGUCAAGCCUGCCGACUUAAAGAAGCGCAUAGAAUCCUUAAUCGACCGUGACUACAUGGAGCGAGAUAAGGACAACCCCAACCAAUACAACUACGUCGCGUAA